Messenger RNA from Spathaspora passalidarum NRRL Y-27907, 1531 nucleotides. RefSeq lists its product as uncharacterized. The transcript is spliced from 2 exons. The record is from RefSeq and is a predicted model, not a curated record. Gene Ontology annotation, biological process: mitochondrial respirasome assembly. Gene Ontology annotation, cellular component: mitochondrion. The coding region runs from base 28 to 498 and encodes 156 amino acids. Lineage: Eukaryota; Fungi; Ascomycota; Pichiomycetes; Serinales; Debaryomycetaceae.
GGUUGAUCCAGAUAAAACAACUAUACUAUGAGCACUAGACUACCAUCAUCUGUGAGUUUUGACGAAGAAGAAGAAGAAGACUUCUUUAAGAAAAUAUGGGCCAGAUGUAAAGAAAAUCCCUUUGUUCCCGCGGGUACAUUAGCUACAACCGGUGCCAUUACGUUAGCUGCUUUUUCAAUGCACAAAGGUAAUCGUAAGAAGACCAACAUAUAUUAUAGAUAUCGUGUAUUAUUCCAGGGGUUAACAUUGGUUGCAUUAGUUGUUGGGGGUUUAUUCUUCCAAAAGGAAGCUCAAGGGUCCCAAAAGAGUAAAGAGGAUUUAUUACGAGAAAAGGCUAAAAAGAGGGAACAAUUAUGGAUUGAAGAAUUGGAAAGAAGAGAUGCAAUUAUUCAAGCUAGAAAAUUAAGAUUACAACAAUCCAAGGAUGAAUUAAGGGAAUUGGCCAGGGAAGAGUUUGAAAAGGAAAGAUUACUUGAAGAUACUGAAAAGAAACAGUAAGCAAAGCAUGUGGAUAUCUAAGUUCGACUACUGCAAAUAUGUACAUAGUAUUGAAAAUAAUGCAAUAUGAUUCAGGCACAUUCUAUAAAUUUGUAUUAUCACACACUACGCAAAUUAACCUUCUAUUAACUCUCUCGUACAAAGCUCCAACUUUAACAAAGAUAAUUCUGUAAAUGUGGGAAGAUUUAAAGUUUUAUAUGCUUGCGACAUAUUCAAUGGAGCUUCAUUUUUAACCUUGUCUACUAUGUCUUUUCUUAAUACUGAUAACUUGACAUUCAGAUCUGCAAUAAACACAUCUGAAUUCCAUUCUUCAAACUUGGACAAGUUUUUCAUAUUGUCAACGGUAAUUAUUAUAGCAUUAGGAUUAGUUGACCUUAUAAACUUUGUUAAAUCACUCAUAAUGGAAGACUUCACAUGGUUCAAUAUUACAAACUCAUAAGAUCCAGUAAUAGUUUCAUUAUCAAGCUCCUUUAAAUUACUAUAUGUAACAUUAUACUCCUCCACUAGCUUACUAUUGUCUUCACUGACAUAUAAUAUCCGAUCAUUCAGAUCACAUUCAAAUCCUUCUAGUACUCCAAUAACAUCGCAAAAUGCAAUAUUCCCCUGAGGACAUUCUUCACUUAUUCUAUUACUUAUAAAAUUAAACAACUCGUCAAAUCCACCACUUGGACUAUUCAAUCGAAAUGUUCCAGGUGUAACCGAUGAUACAACCUUACUUAUAUUAGGAACAAUCUUAUAAUAUUCUUCUCCGUUAUACUUGGCCCGUUCUUCAGUAGGUAACAACGGAAAUUCAGGUCGAAGUUCAUGUUUGGUUCGGUGUUGUAGGUGGGAUAGCACCAUGGACAAUCUUGCUUGUGCUGACAUUAGUAAUGGCUGCCAAAAAAUAAAUAGGAAAUUUUUUUCGAUGUAUGUAAAUGUGAAUAUGCAAAGACUAUACUGAGUAUGGUGAUUCAGUUGUUGUAUAUGUCCCUGACAAAGCUGGAAAGAAGUAUCGCUAGUUGCUGAUAGUGGUUAUUAGGUGAUGUGGUCUGUU